AUGGCACCUAUACGGCCAAUCCCGUUGGAGGAUGCCCUGCACCUCCUCGCAGGAGGUUUCUUGCGCGGUGGCAUAGGAGGUUUCCUCAAAGGUGGCUCAAGUCACAGCACUGCCACUGUUGGUGGUCAGAAGGAUGUCCGAGCAGGCAUUGCUAUGGGUUAUGUGGAACUCAUGCGCGAGAUGGGUGCUACCUGGUUGGAAAGAAAUCUGGCCAUGGUUUGCCGACAUUUGUUGGAGCUAGCUGCGAAAUGUGGUAGCCUCGCCUAUACUAGCUCUCCUGCUCAAGCAGCUGAAGCGAUCUUUCUCCGCAGAUGCGUUUCUUACAUUCUGCGAGCGAGUGUAGGAACAAUGCUGAGCGAGCAAGCUCAAAUCACCGCUUGCAAAUACCUUGGUCAACUCUUAGCAGAUUAUAUAAACUCUUUUGGUGAGGUUUUACCUUUUGUCCAUUUGCCCAUUUUUGAUCUGUGUACAUUGAGUUGUCAAUUUUAGAC
Messenger RNA from Cylicostephanus goldi, 491 nucleotides. NCBI's taxonomy places the organism in Eukaryota, Metazoa, Nematoda, Chromadorea, Rhabditida, Strongylidae. The record is from the annotation of a GenBank genome assembly.